AUGGGGUGCCCGCACUCACCCUCUCUCCGUCUCUGCUCGCACGAUGCCCCGAAUCCCGCUCUCCCUUCGCCUGGAGCCGCGCAGCCCGUGCCCCGUCCGCCCGUGGGUCCGCCGGGGCGGGGAGGCGGGAGCGGGGCGGAGCGGGAGGAACGGGGCGGGCCCGGGGCUGCCCGGAACGGCGGCGGCUGUGGCGGGAUGGGGUGGGCGCUGCUGGCCGUGGGGCUGCUGCUGGCGCUGUACACGCUGCUCCGGCACGGGCUGCGCCCAGCCCCGCGGCCCCGCGCCCGCCCCGAGCUGCGCGGCCGCACCGCCAUCGUCACCGGGGGAAGCAGCGGCAUCGGCGCGGCCACGGCGCUGGAGCUCGCCCGGUGCGGGGCCCGCGUUAUCCUGGCGACCCGCAGCGCCCGGCGGGGAGAGGCCGCCGCCAGCCGCAUCCGCAGGGAGACUGGGAACAACGAGGUGCUGUUCAUGCGCCUGGACCUGGCCAGCCUGCGCUCAGUGAGAGCCUUUGCCAGCACCUUCCUGCGCCAGGAGCCCCAGCUGCACCUCCUCAUCAACAACGCGGGGGUGAGCGCCGGGGGCACCACAGAGGAUGGCUUCAGCCUCCCGUUCCAGGUGAACCACCUGGGCCAUUUCCUGCUGACCCAGCUGCUGCUGGAGCGGCUGCGGAGCUGCGCUCCCAGCCGGGUGGUGAUCGUGGCCUCCAGCGCGCACUGCGCCGGCCGCCUGCGCCCCGAGCGCCUGGGCCGGCCGCCCUCGGGGCUCUUCUCCGCCUUCCAGGACUACUGUGACAGCAAACUGGCCAACGUGCUGCACGCCCGCGAGCUGGCCACGCGUGAGCAGGGCACGCAGGUCACCUGCUACGCCGUGCACCCAGGGUUCGUCAACACCUCUCUGUUCCGGCACGCUCCGCUGUGGCUGCAGGCCCUGCUGGUGCCGCUGGCCUGGCUGCUGUUCCUGGAGGCGGCCGAGGGCGCUCAGGCCGUGCUGGACUGUGCCACACAGGAGGGCCUCGAGCCCCUCAGCGGCCGCUACUUCACCCACAGCGGGCCCCGGGUGCCAUGGCCGGCGGGGCGCGAUGACCGCCUGGCACGGGCGCUCUGGGAGGGCAGCGAGCGCCUGGUGGGGCUGGGGACACCCGAGGGACAUGGGGAGGGACACGGGGAGGGCCCUGCUGCUCCCACGGCACAAUAA
This is a messenger RNA of Melospiza melodia melodia, 1194 nucleotides long. RefSeq names its product dehydrogenase/reductase 13 (gene DHRS13). Bases 1 to 1194 code for a protein of 397 amino acids. The record is from RefSeq and is a predicted model, not a curated record. The transcript has 5 exons. Lineage: Eukaryota; Metazoa; Chordata; Aves; Passeriformes; Passerellidae.